AUGGACGCCGGGUGGCUGCGCUAUCUGUUCCUAGGCUGCUGCCUGGCGGGGCGCUGGGGGGUCUGGGCGCAGAAACCCCCGACCGGGGAAUACUGCCACGGUUGGAGAGACGCGCAGGGCAGGUCCCACGGAGGAUUCCUCUGCCCGGAACGCUUCGACACCCCGGACGCCACCAUCUGCUGCGGUUCCUGCGCCUUGCGCUAUUGUUGCGCCGCCAGCGAAGCGCGCUUGGAGCAAGGCGGGUGCGCGGACGACCCCGAGCCGCAGGUCCCGGCGGGGAACGCCCAGCCCACCUACAUCCCCUUCCUCAUCGUCGGCUCCAUCUUUGUCGCUUUCAUUUUCGUGGGGUCCUUUGUCGCCGUGUAUUGCUGCACCUGCCUGAGGCCGAAGCCCACCUCGCGAGCCCCCGUCAGGUUCUCGCUACGAAGCUACCAGAUGGAGACUUUACCCAUGAUCCUCAGCGCAUCCAAUUUACGGAUUCCCUCCAGGCCCUCCAGCCCGGCGACCAACUCCGGUCCGUCGGAUUCCCUCUGCCAUUUUCCCCUCAUCAGGCCCGAACGCGGGAGCCGGGAAAUGUCUUCACCGCCACCAUACACGGCAGGGGGCUUGCCGAUGGGCCCUUCUCUCAACCCCUCGCAGACACCUGGAUUUAUGGUGUCAACCACACCGUAG
Molecule: messenger RNA, 672 nt
Organism: Ahaetulla prasina
Lineage: Eukaryota; Metazoa; Chordata; Lepidosauria; Squamata; Colubridae
Gene: SHISA3
Product: shisa family member 3
Exons: 2
Coding region: 1-672 (223 amino acids)
Source: RefSeq, a predicted model, not a curated record